Sclerotinia borealis F-4128 is the source of this 873-nucleotide messenger RNA. Lineage: Eukaryota; Fungi; Ascomycota; Leotiomycetes; Helotiales; Sclerotiniaceae. The record is from the annotation of a GenBank genome assembly.
AUGUCCUUCAAAACCACAGCAACAAUCGCUUCCUUCGGCGGCAAGCUCCUCAAACUCACCCAUGAUGCUAGCACCGUCGGCUGCGAAAUGGCAUUGAAUUUAUAUCUGCCACCCCAAGCAUUUGCAUCUGCGGAGAAAAAGAAGAAAGUGCCGGUGAUUUUUUAUCUGGCGGGUCUAACGUGUACGGGGGAUAAUGGGGCGGAGAAGGGGUUUUUUCAGAGUGCGGCGAGUGAGAGGGGGGUGGCGGUCAUUUUUCCGGAUACGAGUCCGCGAGGACUCAACAUAGCCGGUGAAAACGACUCCUGGGACUUUGGCACAGGCGCCGGAUUCUACGUGGACGCGACCGCAGUCCCCUAUUCCACCAACUACAAAAUGUACAGCUACAUUACCUCAGAGCUACCCUCGUCUCUCUUCUCCUCGUUCCCCGAACUCGAUUCUUCUAGGAAAAGUAUCAUGGGUCAUUCGAUGGGCGGCCAUGGUGCUCUUACGUUGUUUCUGAAAAAUCCCGGUAUGUAUAAGAGUGUGAGUGCUUUUGCGCCGAUUGCAAAUCCCGUGCAGUGUGCGUGGGGCGAGAAGGCUUUUAAGGGGUAUUUUGGGGAGGAGAAGAGAGAGGUGUGGGGGGAGCAUGAUGCGACGGAGUUGAUUGGGGGGUUUAAGGGGGAGUUUCCGGCGUUGAUUGAUGUGGGAACGGGAGACAAUUUUUACAAACAGGGACAGUUAUUACCAGAGAAUUUUGCGGCAGCGGCGAAGAAAUCGGGGAAUGAUGGGAAUUUGACAUUGAGAUAUCAAGAGGGAUACGAUCACUCAUACUUCUUCAUCUCGACCUUUGGAAGAGAUCAUAUUGAACAUGCCGCCAAAUACUUAUUCGCAUAG